AUGAAUAGUAAUUUUAAUAACGGUACUAAUCCUUCAUCUCCACCUCCUUCGAUAAGUCUCACGCCAUCAAAUUCUUGUAAAAAUACAGGAAAGCCAAGGAGCAGAUCAGGGACGUUGCCAUCGUCUUUUUUGAGUGCAGGUGGAGCUAUGAGCAAUGCGGGAUCGUUGUUGGAAGAAAAUGGCCCAAUGGCCAAUUCAACCGGUUCGUUGGCAAAUAGCUACAACUCGGAAUCAUUGUGUUUGCCAACUAUGGACACGAUUUCGCUUGCAGUUUCAUCAUCGCCAAACACACAAGCUGUCGACAUUCCGAAUGGAGGAAAUAGCAACUCAAGAAGGAUGAGAUCAGGGUCAUUGUUUUCGACCAAUUCAAUCUGGAAUGAUGAUGCAUUAUCGCUUCAUUCACCAUCGCAAAAUGGCACAAGCAUGCUUGAUACAUUUGAUCUUAACAGUACUGCUAAUACUAAUUGUAAGAGUAAUGUUAAUGAUACUAGCAGCACGAAUAGCAAUAAUAGUUUCAUAAGCCCAGUACUUCAUGCCCAAAACUCCACGGUAUCACAUCAUAGUAAUACUAAUCCGUCAAGCACACCUACAUCGGCCAAUAAUAAUGCGAAUAUGAAUACUACUAGCAAUCAAAGAUACAGAUCAUAUACGACAACCGCAGCUAUACCAAACGUUAGUUCAUCUUCAAUAUCUUUAUCGAAUAAUUCUUAUUCGAUUGAUCCAAUGAACUCGAACAUGAUGAGUAGUUCUCCAUUUCCUCCUUCUAAUAAGACAAAUGACAUAAAUGCAUUGUUGGACAAUUUAAUGAUCAAUAUGAAUAAUAAUCAUAAUUCGAAUAAUACGAGACACAGAUCCCAAACUUAUUCGGGUACCACACCUGUAUUACCUGAAUCCAGCCUUCAGCAGCAACUACCAUCUCAACAGCAGCACCAAGAACAGUUAUUAGCACAAAACUUAUUCCAGCAAAACCCUCUGCAACACCCAAAUCAUGUUUUGGGCCAAAAGCCUUUAUUGCAAGAUGACUUUGUUUUAUCUCAAUUAAUGAUCACGACUUCCUUCGAGAAUCCAAAGUUGGGUCCAACUAUGAGUAUUUUGUUUGAUAAUUUACCUCAAUUUAUUGACUCAAUAAAAUUAUGGUCUAUUUUAAAUAAUUCUUUGGGCAAUAAUAGAUCGUUGGGAAAUAUAAAAAGUGUGAGAAUCUCUUCAACAAGUACUUCUAAAUUAGCUUUAGUCGAAUGUACUUCUGUCGACUUGGCAAUGACAUUGAAAGCUAAUUUUAAUCAUUUGGAAUUAGUUCCAGGAGUUGUUUUAUAUGUGGCAUUUGCAAAAUUUGCUGAAAAUUCAAAUGGCGGUACAAAUAAUAAUGAGGCUUCAUAUACGAGUGGAAACUCUAAUCCGGCGGCAUCAUUGCAGCCAGCUCCACAGAAAAAUGGUGGUGUACGUUCAGUUUCUGAAGCCUCGAAGCCUUCACCUACCGAUUUGUUGUCUAUCCGAGAUAACUUAGUCGCAGCUAUUAAUAGAUUAUCCAGCUCUAGUAAAGUUGUUGAUUUGAAUAAAAUAGUAUCCAUCAUCAACAAGUCAAUUUCUUAUCCAAAUGAGAAUUAUCAAGAUAAUUUUGGUCCUUUACCUGAUCCAAUUCCGUUACGUCAAUUUGAUUCUCCUAAGUUAAGAGAAUUACGUAAGGUUUUGGAAAAUAGUGAACAGCUACCAUCUCAGGCAUCUGGCGCUAAUAACAUAUCAGAUUCUGAUGAAAAUGAAGCUUCAAAUAAAGUAAUGAAUCAGUUGGAAUUAGAAGAAUUAUGCUUAGCAAUGUUAGAUGAGUUACCAGAGUUAUGUUAUGAUUACCUUGGUAAUACUAUAGUACAAAAGAUUUUCACAGUUGUUGAAUCUCCUCUCAUCAAGUUAAUGAUGGUAAAGGAAAUUACUCCGUUUUUAACCCAAUUAAGUAUUCAUAAAAAUGGGACUUGGGCAAUCCAAAAGAUUAUUAACUUAUGUAAUGAAGAUUAUCAACAAAAGUAUCUCAUUGGUGCAAGCUUAAAGCCCUACGCGGUUAAAUUAUUCAAUGAUCAAUUUGGUAAUUACGUGUUACAGGGUUGCCUCAAAUUUUCUUCACCAUUCAAUGACUUCAUGUUUGAGACAAUGCUAGACAAUUUUCUUGAAAUUAGUUUUGGUAGGUUUGGAGCAAGAUGUAUUAGAACCAUUUUAGAAACUGCAAAUGAAAGUAAUGUAAUUUCAAAUGAACAAGUAAUACUAGUGGCUGGAUUGAUUGUUGAGUUUGCCAACGAAUUAGUUGUUAAUAGUAAUGGAUCCUUAUUGAUUACAUGGUUCUUGGACACAUUCAAUGGGUGUGGAGCAAGUAAAGACAAUAGAUUUGAGCUAUUAACAGAAAAGCUCUUGCCCAAUUUAGAAAAAUUGUGUAUUCACAAAUUAGCCAAUUUAACUAUAUUGAAGAUCUUGAAUAAUAGAUCCGAUCUUAACCUGAAGCAAACUAUUAUGGAUUCGAUCUUUGGCAAGUUUGAAGGAUCUGAAGAUGAUUUUAAUAAACCUCCCUCAAAAUUAUUAGAAUCCAUUCUUAGCGAGACUCAGGAAAAUUCAGCGGGCCCAUUGUUUGUUUAUAAGAUUUUAUCCAAUCCAUUGAUGUUGACUGUUAACGAAGAGAAUGAUUCCGAUAAAAAUACUAAAUAUCAACAAUUCAUUAUUCAACAAAUUAGAAGGAUACUUUUAGAAGUAAACAUAACUAAUUUCCAGGCUUAUAAGAAGUUGAUGGAUGAGGUUGGAUUAUCAACAACAAGGUUGAAUAGAUCUACCUCUAUAGGAAACAGAAGGAAUAAAAGAGGGGGUCGUGCCAAUUCUAACUCAAAUAAAGGUCCACAGGGCCAAUCCCAAAUACCUCAGCAGCAUAUAAUUAAUCCAAUGGGGUAUUUGGUUGGACAAAAUGUUCCAGUUCAAAAUGCAUCCGCUGGUCAGAAUUAUGGGUUACCGCCUCAAAUUGCUCAGCAGCAACAACAACAACAGCAGCAGCACUCCCGCCAGCAACAACAACAACAACAAAUACAGCAACAAGGUUAUCAUAUGAUGAUGCCUCCUCAAAUGAUGAUGUCCAUGAAUAACCAGCCUCAAACUAACCUCGGUCCUCAACAGCAUGGGAUUCAACCUCAGCAAUUGAGCCAACAGCAGCAACAUGAUAUGGCUGUCAUGCAGCAAUUGGAACAAUUAUCCUUAAGCUCCGCAGCUUUAGGAUAUAAUUCCAAUCCAGGUACGCCUGGAGUGAGUACUGGACAAAGAAAUCUGUUUUUCUAA
Molecule: messenger RNA, 3300 nt
Organism: Debaryomyces fabryi
Lineage: Eukaryota; Fungi; Ascomycota; Pichiomycetes; Serinales; Debaryomycetaceae
Exons: 1
Coding region: 1-3300 (1099 amino acids)
Molecular function (GO): RNA binding
Source: RefSeq, a predicted model, not a curated record